ACAUUACAUUAUCAACAUUUUAGACGUACGUAUCUACAUAAUCCGAUAAUGAUAAUAACUUUUAUCAUAUUCAAGUCAUUAAGUCCUUUUACUGAAUUGAUUCCAUUAUUGGUCGGACGAAUGGUGUAACGUCAUCAUGUCGGCCCUCAAGCUGGUUAUCGUACCAGCUCUCCUGGCGUUGGCCUUCGCGGAGCUACCCAUUGACGUAAUCGAGGUCCAAGAAUCCCUCUACAGGAAUGAUGAUGUAGAUCCAACCAUUUAUCGUAUUCCUGAAGAUUUCGAUCCUAUACAUUACGACGUUGAAAUUAUCCCUUACUUUGAAGAUGAAGGAGGUAAAGAAGCGUUUAGCUUUGAUGGAGAAGUUAGCCUUAAAAACAAAUCAAAUAAUUUUAUUCACCCAAUCCGAGAUGGACUGACUUCCAUCACCCUGCAAGAAAAUGUAAGGUCGAUAGUGUCAGUAGACCUUUUCGAUAGUACCGGAUCACCUGUAGAGUUAGAUCAAUCCCAACCUUUUGAGAGAAUCAGGGAAUAUCAUUUCCUGAAGAUAAACCUCAGAGGCGACACUACCUUAGUCAAUGGAAAUACUUAUGUUGUGAAAAUUGUUUACGUUGGUAAUAUCAACGAGACUCCUCUCUCUCGAGGUGUUUUUAGAGGCAGCUACACAGGCAGCGAUGGAAAACUUCACUGGUAUGCUGCUACUCACUUGCAGCCUGUGAACUCAAGGCAGGUGUUCCCAUCUUUCGACGAGCCUGGCUUCAAGUCUACCUUCAGGAUGAUGAUCACCAGGCCGAUGCACUUUGGUGAAACCUAUUCCAACAUGAGGAUCGCAAGUACCGUGGUUCUCGGAGACCGUGUCAGAGAAGUCUUCCACGUAACACCCAGAAUGCCGGCCUACUUAGUCACCUUCCACGUCAGCGAAGAAUUCACCGUCUUAGCUGACAAUAACAACAGAGAAAGACCGUACCGGAUCCUCGGUAGACCUAAUGCUGUCGGCCAAGGGGAGUAUGCUUUAGAAGUCGGACCACCGAUAACUGAGUGGCUGGAAGAAUACUUGGGUAUCGAUUACUAUAAAAUGGGAGAAGACAUGAAGAAUGACCAGAUCGCAGUGCCUGACUGGGCUUCUGGUGCUACUGAAAAUUGGGGCUUCGUAAGUUAUAGGGAACUGUGUCUUCUGUAUGAAGAAGGUGAGACGAAUGCACUGGACAAGAUGAACAUUGGAACGAUUACAGCGCACGAGCUGGCUCACCAAUGGUUCGGCAACCUGGUCACCUGCAGGUGGUGGGACAACGUGUGGAUCAACGAAGGCUUUGCCAGUUACUUCGAGUAUUUUGCCAUGGAUGGAGUUGAUCCAUCAAUGGAGCUCGCAGACCAAUUCAUAAUCAUGUACGUGCAGUCAGCUUUAUCUGAUGACGCUUCUGCCGGUACCCGUGCCUUGCAGCACACCGUCAAUAGCCCGACCGAAGUCACUGGCCACUUCUCUGACAUCAGCUACUCAAAGGGUGCCACGUUCCUGCUGAUGCUGAAGUAUUUGUUCACUGAGGACACUUUCAAGAAGGGAUUGAACUAUUUCUUGGAAGAUCGGUCUUACGAAUAUGCAUUCCCUGAGCACCUCUACCAAGCUUUCGCCCGCGCCGUGCAAGAAGACAACACCAGCGUCAGCAACGUCAACGUUGAGGGUUUCAUGAAAUAUUGGGUGGAUGAGCCGGGAUACCCAGUGCUUGAUGUUGCCGUCAACACGGAUACUGGAGUCAUCAGUUUAAGCCAGGAACGUUUCUUCAUCAGCGCCACAGCCACUCAAACUGAGCAAGUCUGGCCACUGCCCCUGACCUGGACCACCGGUAGCAACCCGAACUUCAACAACUUGCGACCCUCGCGUAUCAUGACAGGCAAAACCGACACUGUACAGAAGACAGCCGGUGUAGAAGAGUGGGUCAUAUUCAAUGUUCAGCAGAAAGCUGGUAUCUACAGAGUCAACUACGACACGAACAACUGGCAGUUGCUGGCAGCCGCCCUGAAGGCUGACAUCAACUCCAUCCAUUACCUAAACAGAGCUCAAAUCGUCGACGACGUGUUCAGUCUGAUGCGCUCUGAACGCAUGACCUACGCUCUCGGCUUGCAAGUGCUAGACUUCUUGAAGGAGGAAACCAACUACUACGUGUGGUACCCGGCUGUUACCGGCUUCCGUUGGUUGAGAAACAGAUUGCUGCAUUUGCCAUCAAGGCAGGAGACCUAUGACCAAUUCAUGUACAUCUUCCUGGACUCCGUGGUUUCCGACCUGGGCUACGAAGUGCUCCCCAGUGAAUCCCUCACCACGACCCUGAACCGAUUCUUCAUGCUAUCCUUCGCCUGCUCCAUCGGACAUGAGGGCUGUGUCAAAAACGCACAGGAGAAGUGGACCGCAUUUAAGAAUAGUGGCGCCAGCGUGAACCCGAACCUCCGUCGCCACGUGUUCUGCGAGGGUCUCCGCGCCGGCAACUACGAGGAUUGGAACUUCUUGUACCAGCGGCGAAUCAACUCCAACAACCAGGGCGACAGUUUCGCUAUGUUGCGAGCUCUUGGGUGUACUAAGGAUGAGGGAGCUGUUAAAGAAAUGCUAGAGAAGAUCCUCACCGAUGACGUCAAAGCCCAGGAUCGCGUGAACGCCUUCACUUUCCUGUACAUGGGCAACCGAGAAAACGCCAACAUCGCCCUCGAGUUCCUUAAGGAAAGAAUUGAUGACGUCAGAAGAGCCGUGAUGCUCCCUGCGUGGUUCAACAGCAUACUUUCCAAUCUCGCUGGCUACUUGAACGAAGAAGGCCUCAACGAGAUGGAAGAAUGGCUGCACGCCAACCAGGCGUCCAUCCCCGAAUACAGCGUCGGCAUCAGCUCGAUCGCUUCAGCUCGCACUAGCAUGCAGUGGGGCACAGACCGUGCUGACACCAUCAUCAACGCCUUCAUCUAUACCCAGCGUCUUGUUGCUGGUCGCAUCUCUAGUAACUCUGUUGAGGGGCUGUUAAGCCUCCUACUACGCCAAUAAGCUGUUCCCCAAACCAGAGAUUUUUCCCAUCAGUUCUUACGAAAAUACUAGAAGUUACCAUAAGUAGUAGACAUCAGCUCCAUCGCUUCAGGUCUCGCCAGCAUUCAGUGGGGUACAGACCGUGCUCACACGAUCAUCAGCGCUGUUAGAGGGUCUGCACUCUGAAGCCAUCGCCAUCCCUAGCGUGUUGUUGCUGGUCGCAUCUCUGGUAACUCUGUUGAGGGGCUGUUAAGCCUCCUACUACGCCAAUAAGCUGUGUCCCAAACCAGAGAUUUUUCCCAUUCAUUCUUACGAAAAUACUAGAAGUUACCAUAAGUAGUAGACAGCUCCAUCGCUUCAGCCCAGACCGUGCUAUAUGAACGCGAUAUUACAUUUCAUUACAUGGAUUAAGGGUCGGUUGUACCAAACCGUCUGUCCGAAGUUAGCAUUGGCAUUUUUUUUGAUGGGAAAUUUCAUAGACUUCUGCUGCUUGACGUUGAUGUGUCUGUUAACAGUGGUUGAUACAACUGGCCCUAAGUGUAUUUCAACUCCGGAUGUAACAUGUCAUAUGGGAAUACCUUGCAGUCUACAUAAACCUUUAGAUUCAUUAUUAUUGCUAGGAAAAGAAAGUAGGUACAGCAUCAAAUACUCGUAGUUACUGUGAUGAACUAUUUGGCCACGUUGGCUAAAAUAUUUGAUGUUGACUCUACUAACACGGAUUUCAAGACUUCAACUAUGUUACGAAGCCUAUGAACAUGCGUAAUAAGAUACCAAAAUAAACAACUCAAACAAAACCAUAAAAGUAGUAUUAAUUGUACCUAAGAUGCAUUUGUACUUUUUACUUUUGUAUUUUUAUAAUAGCUGUACUGCACUACAAACUUUUUGAAAGUUAAUAAAAGUUGUUAAUCUGUUGUGCAAUAAAGUAUUUAUUUUGAUAUA
Molecule: messenger RNA, 3934 nt
Organism: Leguminivora glycinivorella
Lineage: Eukaryota; Metazoa; Arthropoda; Insecta; Lepidoptera; Tortricidae
Product: membrane alanyl aminopeptidase-like
Exons: 16
Coding region: 137-3016 (959 amino acids)
Biological process (GO): peptide catabolic process; proteolysis
Cellular component (GO): cytoplasm
Molecular function (GO): peptide binding; zinc ion binding; metalloaminopeptidase activity
Source: RefSeq, a predicted model, not a curated record